Eupeodes corollae is the source of this 2036-nucleotide messenger RNA. RefSeq names its product dnaJ homolog subfamily A member 4 (gene Droj2). The record is from RefSeq and is a predicted model, not a curated record. NCBI's taxonomy places the organism in Eukaryota, Metazoa, Arthropoda, Insecta, Diptera, Syrphidae. Gene Ontology annotation, molecular function: Hsp70 protein binding; ATP binding. The coding region runs from base 434 to 1648 and encodes 404 amino acids. The transcript is spliced from 3 exons. Gene Ontology annotation, biological process: protein refolding; response to heat. Gene Ontology annotation, cellular component: cytosol; cytoplasm.
AACCGAAGGCAACCAUUUUUUCGCUCAAUUUUAUUUUUCCUCCAAGGCGAGCAUUCAAAGCAGCAUUUGUAAAAAUCCGUUCGAAGAGAGCAUUCAACCUCAUGCACCACGUUUCUUUGUGAGAAACUUCGCUGGAAGUGAAAAGAAUAUUUUAUAAUUUUUAAAUAUUUCAAAAAAGAAAAAUAAGUGAAUUUUUUUUUUUCAAAACACUUAAAAAUUUGUGAAAUAUCAAUUUGAAAAAAAAGUACGAACGAAAAUAGAGGAACAGCCCCGACUUGAAUUUUUUGAAAAAUUAAAAAAGGAAAGGAACGUACUUUGUGGAAUAUUUUCAUUUUUUCUUUUCAAGAAAAUUUUCGCUUGCGAAUUACAAAAAAAGAACUAAUCUCACACACAACCGCCGACACACAUUUAAGGACAACUAAAAAGCAGAACAAUGGUAAAAGAAACCGGUUACUACGAUCUGCUUGGUGUUAAGCCCAAUGCCUCCCCCGAAGAGCUAAAGAAAGCCUACAGAAAACUCGCCCUGAAAUACCACCCCGACAAGAAUCCCAAUGAGGGAGAGAAAUUCAAGGCCAUCUCGCAGGCGUACGAAGUUCUCUCGGACACCGACAAACGCCAGAUCUACGACGAAGGCGGUGAGUCAGCCAUCAAGAAGGGAGGCAACGAUGCCGGUGAUAUGCGCAACCCAAUGGACUUCUUCGAGAAGUUCUUUGGCGGCGGCUUCGGAACCGGCGGAGGUGGAAGGCGGCGAGAGCGUCGAGGCAAGGACGUCAUUCAUCAGAUGGGCGUUCAGUUAGAGGAGAUCUACAACGGAACCACACGUAAAUUGGCUCUGCAAAAGAACGUUAUCUGUGAAAAAUGUGAAGGACGUGGUGGCAAGAAAGGUGCAGUCGGCAAGUGUGACGUGUGCCGAGGUAACGGCUACGAGACCCGCGUUCAACAAAUCGGACCCGGUAUGGUGCAGCACAUUGAACAGGUGUGUCGCAAAUGUAUGGGCCAGGGUGAGAUUAUCUCGGAGAAGGAUCGUUGCAAACAGUGUAAUGGCCGCAAGACCGUUCGGGAGCGUAAAGUCUUGGAAGUUCACAUCGAGAAGGGUAUGCGCAACGGCCAGAAGAUUGUCUUCAAUGGCGAAGGUGAUCACGAGCCAGAUUUGCAGCCCGGCGACAUUAUUAUUCUGUUGGAGGAGAAGGAACACGCAGUGUAUAGACGCGUGGGCGAUGAUCUAACAUUGAAAAUGCCAAUUGAAUUGGUUGAGGCUCUGUGCGGAUUCCAGCGAGUGAUCAAGACAUUAGAUAAUCGUGAUUUGGUCAUUACUUCGCCACCCGGCGAGGUUAUCAAACACCAGCAUGCCAAGUGUAUUAUGGAAGAGGGUGUGCCACUCUACAAAAAUCCAAUGGAAAAGGGUCGAUUGAUCAUCCAAUUCGAGGUGAACUUCCCCGAUACCCUACCAGUUGCUGUUCUUCCAGCUCUCGAACAGUGCUUACCACCAAGGCAAGAAGUAUCUAUUCCAAUUGAUGCUGAAGUUGUUACUUUGGAGGAGCUUGGUCCACACAAUAAUCAACGCCAGCAUCAUCACCAAGCUUACGAAGAAGACGAGGAUUGCUACCACCAAAGUGGUCCAAGAAUACAACAAUGUUCAACCACUUAAGCUACUUACAACAUCCAUACAACAUAAUACAUCCCUUAGAUCAAGAUUUGAACUAACUCAAAUAUAAUUAAAAAAACAAAACAAAAAUAAAUGUAAACAAAAAUACAAAAUCAACACACGUAGUAGAUUACUAAACAAACAAAACAAAACAAAAAUGGAAAAAUUAAGCAAAGAUUGAGAAGAGGAGGCAUGCAAAAACUGGAAGCCAAGAAAAAGUAUAUUCCACCACCAUCACCACCACCACGAAAAAACAACACACCUCGGUAAAAAUCAAAAACGGAGAAAACUUUGAAAUAAAUUUCGUGUUUAAGAAAAGGCUAUAAUUAAAUGUAUUGUUUUCAAAAUAAACUUUAAAAAUACAAAAGCAAAUCACACACACAACUCUCAA